Messenger RNA from Arctia plantaginis, 2529 nucleotides. NCBI's taxonomy places the organism in Eukaryota, Metazoa, Arthropoda, Insecta, Lepidoptera, Erebidae. The record is from the annotation of a GenBank genome assembly.
AUGGGUCGUAAAGCCAAGUUCGAUGAGACUAAGAAGGUUAAGAAAGGCCCCGGUAGGAAAGCACGCAAACAACCCGACCCGGUCUUCAAAAAGUCUCUUGUGGAAGAUGACACUACAGAAAAGAAAUUAACUCAUAGACAAAAACAACGAGCUGCAAAGCGAGCAAAGAAAAAAGCAGAGUUAGCUGAGAAGAGGAAAGCCCUAAAGCAAGCUAAAAAGAAUGUUGCAAAACAAACUGAGGUUGAAGUUGAUAAUGAUGAGGGCCAUAGCUCUGAUGAAGAAAGUACACAAGGUUUUACUGAUGACAAUAAAGAAUGGUUGAAGCCAAAACAAAAAGGUAAAUCAAAAGAGAAGAAAAUUCACUCAGAUGUAGAGGAAACUGAAGAUGAUAGUGGCCAUGAUGAUGGAUCAGAUGUAAAUGCAGACUCUGAUGACAAUGAUAAACAGGGAACAAAAGCUACUGGAGAAAAAUAUAAGGUUGGAACUUUAGAUGAUUUAUUUAAGGACACCGAUGAUGAAAAUGAUGAUGCUGAAUCAGAAGAUGAAGGUGCUGCUAGUGAUAACAAAUUAGAGUAUGAUUCUGAUUCUAGUGGUUCUGAUAAAGAUGAGGAUGAUGAUAUUGAUAAUGAAGAUGACAUGUUGCCAAUAGAAAAAGCAAACAUUAAACUCGUAAAGAAACAGAAAAUUGAUAAGAAGCUAGCAGAUGAAGAAAUGCAGUUGAAUAUUGCAAAACAAGAUGUGUUUGCUUUUCCGUCUGAAGAAGAAUUACAAAAUCCUACAAGUCUCCAAGACAUUCAUCAAAGGAUCAAGGAUGUUGUAACGGUUUUAGGCAAUUUUAGUACACUUAAAGAAGAAGGUCGUUCACGUUGUGAAUAUACUGAUCUACUACUAAAAGAUCUUUGCAUAUAUUACAGUUAUAAUGAAUUUCUAAUGGAAGUGUUAAUGCAGAUAUUCCCAGUGCUGGAACUGGUUGAAUUUUUGGAAGCUAGUGAAGUUGCACGUCCUGUUACCAUCAGAACCAACAGUCUGAAAACUAGGAGGAGGGAUUUAGCUCAGGCACUCAUCAACAGAGGUGUAAAUUUAGACCCUGUCGGGAAGUGGAGUAAAGUAGGUCUUGUUGUGUACAGUUCCACAGUCCCCAUUGGAGCAACACCAGAAUAUUUGGCAGGACAUUACAUCCUACAAGGUGCAUCAAGUUAUUUGCCAGUAAUGGCUUUAGCUCCACAAGAGAAUGAGAGAAUAUUAGACAUGUGUGCAGCUCCAGGUGGAAAGGCAUCACAUAUUGCAGCUAUCAUGAAAAAUACAGGCACUUUAUUCGCUAAUGAUGCUAAUAAAGAAAGGACUAAAGCAAUAGUUGGUAACUUUCAUAGAUUAGGUGUAGUGAAUGCUGUGAUAUGUAACCAUGACGGUAGAGAAUUUCCAGAAGUGAUGAAGGGUUUUGAUAGAGUGUUACUGGAUGCUCCUUGCACAGGUACUGGUGUUAUUGCUAAAGAUCCAAGUGUCAAGACAACAAAGGACCAGAAAGAUAUACAAAGGUGUUUUAAUAUUCAGCGACAACUUCUCCUUGCUGCGAUUGACUGUUGCAGUGCAAAGUCCAGUACUGGAGGGUAUAUUGUUUAUUCCACUUGUUCAAUCUUACCUGAAGAAAAUGAAUGGGUUGUGAAUUAUGCACUCAAGCGCAGGAAUGUAAAAUUAGUACCUACUGGUUUAGACUUUGGAACUGAAGGUUUCGUCAAAUACAGGCAUCAUAGAUUUCACCCGUCUCUUAAAUUGACUAGGAGGUUUUAUCCUCAUACACAUAACAUGGAUGGUUUUUAUGUGGCAAAGCUGAAGAAGUUCUCAAAUGUUAUUCCUGAGCCCUUCAAAGAUGAAGAUGAUGAAGAGCUUGAAUCUAAAUCCGAAGACUCAAAACAAAAUGGUGACAUUGAAUCUGGCGAUCAAAAACCCGUACCUCAAAAGAAGGGCGAUUCUCGUAAAAGAUCUGCCACUUCAGCUGGUCCUCAGAUGAAGAAAAAGAAGUCUGAUGUUGAAUCAAAUAAGGGUAACAAUGCUCAACCUACUCCUGCAAGCAACCAGAAGAAUAAGAGAAACCGGAAAAAUAAAAAGAACGUAAAGCAACAUGGUACUAACGCCGCUAACAACGCAAUUAGUGACAAAUCUGAAGUACAAGAAAAUAGUAAAGAUAUUAAGGAACAGAGAGAGACAAAAAUAAGAAAUGAGAAUGUAGACACAAAAUCCAGCAUCGAAAAAAUAGACAGUGUACAAAAAGAUCCAAAUACAAAAACCACAGUAAACAAAAGUAAGAAAAAAAGGAAAAAUCAAAAGAACCAAGAAACCAGUAAUGUUCAAAAUCAGAACAUUAACAAAAAUGAAAAUAAAAUAACAGAAAAAGUUGAAGUGGUAGCUGCCAAAAAAUUGAAGAAUAAAUUCAAUAAAAAGAAUAAGCAAAUUGGCAAACUGAAUUCCAAUAAUGUUAAGAAGCCUAUGAAAGAUCAGUCAGUUCAUAAAAAGUUUAAGAAAAAUAAGUGA